GGUAAAGACUGCGAUGACUGCAAAGAAACCUUUCUUUUACGCUUCAGGGAGUUAAAAGAUGAAUGUACAGCUUUGCUAUGCAGCAAACCAGCCAAGAGAAGCUGAAUCAAAACACUCUCGCUAAUCUGCUGGUGGAGUAUUCUAAGUCAGUAAUGGAUAAAACUUAUGUGGAAGAAUGCAGACUGGUGAACGAUGAGUUCAAAGAUAACGACAGCAAACAGAAACUUUUGAAUAUUAUUGACAAAGGAUGCUAUUUAAAUCCCAAAACAUCAUCAUCAUUCAUCAGAGGUUUUUUUUCUAUGCCAGAGCAAUUAUCCAUACCGGAAGACAUAGCUAAACAGUUCCUUCCAAGCUUAGAAAAUGAUGUCAAGACAGAAGAAUUGUUAGGCAAGGAUGUGAUGGAGUGUCUGUACUGGAGAAAAGGAGCUCUACUCUACAUGUACUGUAAUACUAUCUAUUCUGACAAUGAAAGAUGGACAGGAAUGAUGGCAGAUUUUAUSAAGGAUUGUGAAGUUGGUGUUGAGUUUUUGCAGAAAAUGCUCAUUGUUAGAACACCUUCAGAAGAGGAUAAAGAAUCCAUGGAAAGUAGACAUGACAGUACGAUGGAACUGUUGAAGCAAGGUAUUUUUAGUGACACUCAUCUACUUGGACUGAUGUAUGCUGGCGAACUUUGCUAUUGGCACUGGAAAACACAAAACUUAAACAAAAACAUGGCUACCUCUGGCGAUACCACCAGACCAUUCAACUCGCUCGCUGAAGGUAAAAGGUUCCUAGGAAGAUAUAUUAGAACAGUACGAGGCCCUUUGAAAGGGAUGGGAUGGGAUACUAUCAAGGCUGAGCAGUAUUUAGAUGAAUUAAAUAACGUACAAGAGGUUGGUACCUAAAUGCUGUAUGAUGUCAUUUACUGUCAAGAAAUUUUUUUWAAAUUUUAUAGAAUUUCUUACGGUACUUUCUUCCCUGCUAGCAGCAGCCUUUUUUCCUUUUGUUUUGGUGGAGUUAGAAAAAUAGAGCCUGCCGAUGUAGGAUGUUAUACUUGUUGCGCCUGCGUGGCGUAACUUAGCAACGACUCGUCAAAGAACGUUUGGCGCAUGGUGUGUUAAAUUUGCUCAUGCGCACUACAUUACCCGGUUAAAAACCUGUUUUAAAACUGGUUUCGUUUGUUCACCAUCGUGGACGGCGGUGUAUCAAAGGAAACGCUCUACAUCGACAGAGUCUCCCUCCUCCCCGCCUAGAAGAAGGGAGAGAAAGAGGAAAGACUCUGCUAGCAGGGAAGGUACUUUCCAAACACACGCGAAAUCGUAUAGUUUGCUGACGCUGCAAAUURAAAUAGGGUUUUGGUGGGCAAUAAUCAAAGUGUUUCCAUGAAAUUGUCCGAGUUCCRAGUUUCAAUUUACCGYUGUGUUCCUCGAUUACGGACUCAUUUACUCAGGCCUCGUAUCAGUGUCUAAAUUUUCACAAAUACCAACGGUAAAUUAAAGAAUGCACAACUUCAACAAUACAAACACUUUGAUAUUGCACGGACCUUCAGUGGAACAGAUGAAAAUUCURCACAAAGUCUAGGCUAAGGCCCCGUCUACACUAUGCCGGAUAAAUUUGGAACCGAAUUUUUAURUAUUCGGUUAGGUCUACCGUCCACACUAGUCCGGGCGAAUCCGGAACAAUUCUUCACCGAAAAUCAAUUUUUUCGAAUACGGUCUCCAGAGUGGAACAAUUUGGAAAGCCGGCUAGCCGUAUUAGUGUGGACGGAGAACAUUUUGUAUCYGAAUGUUUUCGAAUACGAUGACGUCAUGAUUGUCAUGGGAACAGGGCGGGAAUGCUAAAAAUUCACAGCGGGCUCAAUUUAAGCUUCGAUGCACAUGCUCAGAUGUGCAAUGAAGCGUUUUUGCCGCCCCUGGGCUGCAUAGUGUGGACGCGAAACAUUUUAUCCAUUUUCAUGAGYGGACGGAAAACUUUUUUUUCGGUUUCGGUGUGAAAGCUGCGGAUUCAAGUUUAUCCGGCAUAMUGUGGACGUGGCCUUWGCCUGAGCAACAGAGAACUCGAAACUCGAUUAUUAGGCUCAGGUCAAACGUCGAACUUCACAUGAGCCGCUGAGAAUUGCUAGAAUUGAUCAAUGUCUUCGUAUUUUACAACUGAAGCCACAUACUUCACACCGUCAAUYAUUUUGAAGGAGCCGUAUUAGAAACCCAUUUUAAACCACUGCUAUUCUACGUGAGCAACAGUAAUUUAAAUACAUAUUCCAAAAUAUAAGAUUCAUUAUUACUGUUUCAACGACAGCCGGAACUGAUUUCAAAGGGAACGAAAGUACGAAAAAAAGAUGUUAUCAUUUUGCUUCAAGCUGUAAUAUUUCGACUAACUCUGGCGAUAACAAUCAAGAACUGACAAUUAUACAAUAUUGAGACCYGGGGCUUGAAUAAAUAUUAGAAUACUGA
This is a messenger RNA of Actinia tenebrosa (Australian red waratah sea anemone), 2429 nucleotides long. RefSeq names its product RAB7A-interacting MON1-CCZ1 complex subunit 1. The record is from RefSeq and is a predicted model, not a curated record. Lineage: Eukaryota; Metazoa; Cnidaria; Anthozoa; Actiniaria; Actiniidae. Gene Ontology annotation, biological process: mitophagy.